CGCCCCCUGGCCCAAUCGUCGACUGUCGCGACGGUCCAGCUCAGGGACGUUGGCGGAUAGAGACGAAGCCUGUGUGUUGCGGUAGUCUAGUGGUGGACUGAGCCUAGUGCUAUAUGGCUGGUCGUCUGGAAGGCGAGCUGAUGACGUGGUCUCCUCGUCCAUUGAGCAAGAGGAAAAGCGUACUCUUCAACCCAUACAAUGUCCUGGAGACAGUGAAGGGAGUGGACGACUGGUGGAGUGAGGGGGACUACCUUUGUCGAGGGGGAGGACUGGGCUACUGGUUGGCAGUGUCAGAGCAAAGGAGGCAAGAGAUCGAGAAGCAGUAUGACGAUCCUGAUGAGCAGAAGAUGAAGCUGAUCGAGUGCUGGAUGACACACAUCUUUGCCUCAUGGCAGUGGCUGAGUCGUGCAGUGGGGCGUGUGGGGCAGACCCAGCUAGCCCCUCUCAUCUCCUCCUAUGAUCAACCCACCACUGGUAUGGAGUCAUUUAAAAACGCUACAUUUUAGUCUUAUCGUGGUGGACGGGCUUAGUACCAAAAUCUAGUCUUUCCACGAACACAAUGCUCUCUGUCGCAGUAGGAGUGAUGUUCGAUAGAGAGCAGAGAGAGCCUUCUCUCGCUG
Geodia barretti is the source of this 620-nucleotide messenger RNA. The record is from the annotation of a GenBank genome assembly. Lineage: Eukaryota; Metazoa; Porifera; Demospongiae; Tetractinellida; Geodiidae.